Molecule: messenger RNA, 1236 nt
Organism: Auanema sp. JU1783
Lineage: Eukaryota; Metazoa; Nematoda; Chromadorea; Rhabditida; Rhabditidae
Source: the annotation of a GenBank genome assembly
AUGGCAGAGGAGGACAUUGCAGUUACCAAAUUUAGAGAAUAUAUUCGUAUCGAUACGGAACACCCGAAUCCAGACUAUGAGAAAUGUAAGGAUUUUUUACUCGAUCUGGCUGGCGAAAUCUCCAUACCAGCUAAAGCUGUUUAUACCGAUGCAACACAUCCUUUUGUGAUCAUGACUAUCCCCGGAAGCAAACCCGAUCUCCCAUCCGUUAUGCUCUACUCACAUACGGACGUAGUGCCAACCUUUAAGGAGCAUUGGACAUAUGAUCCUUAUUCGGCUCAUAAAGAUGAAGAAGGGAACAUCUAUGGACGUGGAACACAAGAUAUGAAAUGUGUCGGAUCUCAAUACUUUGAGGCCAUUCGACGUCAUUUCUUGAGAGGCAAGAAACAAUGGACUAGAACUAUUCACAUUGUUUGGGGACCUGAUGAGGAAGUUGGUGGACCGAUGGGAAUGGCUGCCUUCCGUUUCACCGAAGACUUUAAAGCCCUUAACAUUGGCUUUGUUUUGGAUGAAGGCUUAGCCACCGAGGAAACAACAUAUAAAGUUUACUAUGCAGAGAGGUGUCCAUGGUGGGUAAGAAUUACUUGCGAAGGAAACCCGGGUCAUGGUUCGAAGUUCAUCGAAAACACUGCAGGAGAGAAGCUGCAAUCUGUGAUCAACAGCGCUUUAGCUUUCCGUGAAGAACAAAAAAAAAUCAUGAUUGAGAAUGACUUAACUCUCGGUGAUGUGACCACCCUCAAUUUGACCGUUAUUAAUGGAGGAGUACAAGUCAAUGUUCUGCCAGAACAACUAUCCUGCUGCUUUGAUAUUCGUGUUCCACCUACAGUUGACUACGAAGAGUUUGAUGCCCAGAUCGCAAGCUGGUGUCAGAAAGCCGGCCCUGACGUCAGCUACGAAUUUUUGCAGACUAGCCGACCGACUGAGCAAAAGACCGUAGAUUUCAAGAAUGAGAACAAAAAUAUAACGUCUACUAGUUUGGAUGAUCCUUGGUUCGCAGCUUUCGAUGCCGCGCUCAAACAAGAGGCUUGUGAAUACUCCACUGAAAUCUUUACUGGGGCCACUGAUUCCAGAUUCAUUCGUGAGCUCGGCUAUCGCUCAAUCGGUUUCAGCCCCAUGAUCAAUACUCCCUCUCUUCUGCAUGACCACAAUGAAUUUUUGAAUGAGAAGGUUUAUUUGAGAGGAGUGGAAAUCUAUGAAACAUUGAUCGAAAAACUUGCGGAAGUGCAAGUGAAUUAA